GUGAAAGUAAUUUCUGUCACAAUCGUCUAGAAACUGGAGAUUACUGGAUAAUUCUUUCCUCCUGAGUCGUAACUCUUCAAUAGUGCCUACUCAUGGGCCCUUACAAACAAUGGAGUACAGAGCCUUUAGGCCUUACGGCGGGUAGGAUACUUCAGACUAAAUGAUGAGAGUUCGGAUUUUACAGGGAACAUCAAUUCCACACAAGAAUACAGGUUCUCCCUGCUGACAAGUGUUAGGUUAGGUCCUGGAUUUCAUGCCGACUACCUCCAAUCACCCAACAUACCUUCAGAUCAUUGAGCUGGAAUAUAAUAGUUUGCACUUUUUCAUUAGUCAAUUCGCGGUAUGACAUGACCAUCAUUCAAUGGUUUCAGCAUGGUUGGUUCCAUUAGCUACAGUUUUACAAUUUUUAGAGAUGCAUAGAUUUCUUAGAUGUUUAUUCUCUAUGUUAAAAGAUUUAUUAAUCCACUUAAAUAUUGACCAAUCAUAUCUUACAGAUUUUUCACCAAUCGCAGCAUUCGGUAUUUUCGAUGGUCAUAAUGGUCCAGAAGUGGCUGAACACUGUUCUCACCUUACACCGUAUUUACUUAGUAUAGAGUUGCAACGACAUAUUUUAUCAUCGUCAUCUAGUAUUAAUCGUAAUUAUUCUAAAUGUAUACCAGAUAUAUUAGCCGAAAUUUUUCAUCGAUUGAAUGAAUCAGUCAACAGUGGAAGAGCACAAAAGCUUUGGAAUUCUGGUACAACAGCUACAGUAUGUGCAUUUGCUGGUGAUACUAUAUGUACAGCUUGGGUUGGUGAUUCACAAGCUUGGCUUAUUUUCCCCUAUACAAACGAUAUUAAUGAUGAUGGUAUUAUUAACCAUAAUAAUAUCUUGAAAAAUAAUUUUAAUUGUUGUAUUAGUAGGGUACAAGAGAAUAAAAAUAGUGCUCGUACUACUAAUACAAUUAGUAGUAGUAGUUUUCAUGAGUCACCGGAAAGAAUGUCUGUAUUAAUGGAAAUCCCAUCAUCGGAUAAAAAUCUCAUUAAUAAUAAUAAUACACGUGUUAUCAAGUCAACAUCGUUGAAUAUUAUGCCUGAUCGUUUAUCAUCAUCAUUAUGUAAUGGAAGUAUACCUACUAGUCAAAGUGCUUCAAUCAUUGAGAGACGUCAUCAUCAAAAACAAAAUGCUCCACAAUCGACAGUUGAAGUGAAACAAUUCACUGAAGACUCUUCUUCAUUAUUAAUGAAUCAGGAGAAUUCUAUGCAUAAUAAUAGUAAUAAUAAUGAUGAGAUGAAUAUAAAUGAAUAUUUAGGCAUUGCAUUGACUGAUUGUUUACAUCGUCCAGAAUCACCUUCUGAAUUUGUUUCUGUCCUACGAACUGGCGGUUCAAUAUUAACUGAAGUUGGCUCUGAAAAUAGUUCAUCUGUGGAGAAUAAAAUUUUCUAUUCACAUUCACCUAAAGAUUGCAUGAUCAAUUUAGCUGUAACUCGUGGUGUCAAAGAAAAUACACCUAAUAAUAAUUGUUUUAGUAGAUGUAUUUCCAUACCACCUCUUGAUAAUCCAAGUUUAGUCGAUUGUAGAGUUGGAUGUUUAUCGUCGGUAAGUCGAUCAAUAGGUGAUGAUGAAACAGCGGUUGGUUUGAACGCUCUACCAUCCAUAACAAUUUGGUCAGCAUCUAAACAACAACAACAAUCAACGCAUCAUCGUAAUAAGACAAUAACAACAACAUCAAUGCCUUUAUGUUUGAUUAUGGCAAGUGAUGGUCUAUGGGAUGCACCUUGUUGUUCUGGUCCAGAGAUUUCACUAAUGGCAUGGCAUUGGUAUAAAGAGCAUAUUUAUCAGAAAAAGGACUGUAAAAAUCACCAUUCAUUCUCUGAAUUCUUAGUUAAUUUAGCUGUUCAAAAUGGUGCAUCAGAUAAUAUAACAUGUAGUGUAAUUUGGUUACAUAAAUGGAAACCAACAAAAUUAAAAGGUUGGACUGUCGACUGUCAUUCAUUAGCAUCAUCUAGUCUGGUCAGAUGGCCUAGACAUUCACGAGUUACUUCAUUAGUCAAUAUAAAUUCUCCUACUGAUGUUUUCGUAAGAGGUCCACGAAAAUGUAUACCAUCUAAAAUGCCUCAACUAGUUUCUCAAAAAUCUUAUUCAUUAAGUGAUAUAUUUGAUAGGGAUUUAUCAAUUCCACGUUAUUCCAGUCCUCCACGUGACAUUGUAUAUCAUCAACCUGAUUGUAUAUCUUCAGACUGAAUGAACUAACUGCUACUUUUUUUUGUACAAAUUGCAUGUUUGUUUACUAUUGUUAUUAUUAUUCUUGUUUCAUAGUCUACUUAACAUUUCUUAUUAACAAAAUCCAAUUUGUAACCAUUGCGUAUCCGAUAGACUAAUAUCAACACCACCAACAACAACAGCAACAUAUUUCUACUGCAUAAAUCAUUAUACUACUGAUUUAUAACAAUGAAGUUGGUGAUAUAACUGUGUGUGUAAAAUAGCAUUUGUAUUUGUUUUUUUGUAUUACUAACUUUCAAAGGCCAAUUUCCGGUUUCUUAUUAUCGUUUUCUUUUUUUAAAAAAAAAGAAAUUAAUGUAUCCAUAGUCUUUUUUUCUCCCUAUUUGAAUCUUAGUUUAUGUGUUUAAGAGAGUCAAUUGUUUAUCUUUGUCUUGUUCAUUUUUGUACUUUUUAGAAGAACAAAAAAUAGUUUAAUUCACUGAUUCAGUUGUUACCCUCUUUUUGUUUUUUUUCGUGUGGUUAUUUAUCGAAGGAGUAUGUAUAUGUUACCUUGUUCAUACUAUUUUAUGUGGAUACUAAAUUGUAUGCUUUCAUAAUGCUGAUGUUAUUAAUAGUGAUAAUUAUAUUUAUUAUUAGUAUGUCUUAUACAACAA
This is a messenger RNA of Schistosoma rodhaini, 2853 nucleotides long. The record is from the annotation of a GenBank genome assembly. NCBI's taxonomy places the organism in Eukaryota, Metazoa, Platyhelminthes, Trematoda, Strigeidida, Schistosomatidae.